Messenger RNA from Melanotaenia boesemani (Boeseman's rainbowfish), 3942 nucleotides. Its product is annotated as immunoglobulin-like and fibronectin type III domain-containing protein 1. Gene Ontology annotation, molecular function: protein binding. The coding region runs from base 150 to 3776 and encodes 1208 amino acids. Lineage: Eukaryota; Metazoa; Chordata; Actinopteri; Atheriniformes; Melanotaeniidae. The record is from RefSeq and is a predicted model, not a curated record. The transcript has 24 exons.
AUUGGCAUUCCCGUAAGGAUUUAAUAGCUUGUAGACCAGUGAGGCAACACUCACAUAUCAGACUGGGAAGCAGCUCCACUGAGGAGGAUCACGGGAGUGCUGAGUUGGUGGAAAUUUGCUGAAUCCAGCCAGGAAUCAAAGAUUCCAAGAUGUUCCAAAGAUCAAAAGUAACAGAUGGGACAGCUACUGGCCAAGUGGGGAUCAAGAAAAAAUCCAAGGUUCCCGGGGUGAUGAUUACACAGUACAUUGAGACGCUCCCUGAGGGAACAAGCCAUCCAGAUUUCACACGCAAGCCAAUUGCUUUAACCAUCCAAGAAGGAAAAUUUGCUUUCUUUAAGGCCAUUGUCACUGGGGAUCCAAAGCCGACUGUAACAUGGAGCAGGAAUAAUGGAGAUGUGUCAGAUACAUCGAGAUACCAGACCAAAUAUGAUCCCAACACCAAUGAGCACACUUUUGAGAUGCCAAACGUGAAGCCAGAUCAAGCUGAUACCUACAAGUGUUUUGCUACAAAUCAGUACGGUCAAGCCAUGGUCACAGUUGUUCUAAAUAUAAUUGAAGUUGGUUACAAAAAAAACAAAGCCCAGAAACAAGCAGGCACUGAUGAGGAUUUUAAGACUGUUCUGAAAAGGAAAAGCAAGAUCCGACCAAAAUCUGAGCAACCUGAAAGAAAAGACGGGGAGAUCGAUCCCAAAUUUUGGGAGCUUUUACUUAGUGCAGAUAAGAAAGACUACGAGAAAAUCUGUGCAGAGUUUGGCGUCACUGACUUUCGCUGGAUGCUUAAGAAGCUCAAUGAAAUCAAAAAGGAGAGGGAAGACGAACAAGCAGCGUUCAUCAGAAGUCUGUCUGACCUGAAACCUAUUAGGAUGAAUGCAGAUGGCACUGCAUCCUUUGAGCUCGACAUGGAUCUCACUGAUCCUAGCAGCUCUAUAUACUUGUAUAAGGAUGGAGAAAUGAUUCCAUAUACCAAAGAGUUGGGAGAUACGCUGAAGCACAGCCUUAAACAAAUUGGAAGAAAGUAUGUUUUCAGUAUCAAGGACCUCAUGCCAGAAGAUGCUGGACUGUACCAGGUGGAUGUUGAUGAUGUCACUAUGUUUUCAACUGACUUUAAAAUCCCUGUGGUGGAUUUCUUGGUGAAAAUUCAGGAAGUGAAAGCCAAGGAGAGAGAAGAUGCUGUGUUUGAGUGUGUCUUAUCAAACCCUUUUUCAAAAAUUUUGUGGUUCGGCAAGAAUUUGCCACUUGAACAAGGGGAUAAAUAUGAUAUUGAAGUUUCAGAAGACAAACUCAUUCACCGUCUGGUGAUUAAAGACUGUAUGGUUGUAGACAAAGGAAUUUAUUCUGCCUGUGCAGGGAUUAAAUCCUGCAAUGCAUGGCUGGUUGUUGAAGCUGAUAAAGAUGGGCAAAAGGGGAAAAAGUCAGCAAGGAAAACAACGAGGGCAGGAGGAUCUGGGAUGGAUUUGCAGAAAAUUGCCCAAGAGCAACAAGCAAAAUUAGAAAAGGUGAGAGAGGAAAGAAAAGAACAGAUUAGAACUGCUCAGGAAGCUGCACCCCCAUCCCCUCCAGCUCCUGAACCCAGCAAGGCUCCAGUUAAAGCUGAACCAACAAAAGUUCCUGAACAAAAAAAGACGAGCAAACCAGCAGCAGUGGCUUCAGACCCACCAGUUGUGGAAAGCACAGAAGAAACAACAGAAGUGGAGGAGGACACAAGGAAAGAGCUUGGUAUUUCAAGUGGACUCUCUGACAUCUACGCUCUCCGUGGAAAUCCAGCUGAACUGAAUGUGAAGAUGAACAUGGACUGCGAUGGCACGUGGUUCAAAGACGAAGAGCAGUUAAAAUCUGGUGGUCAGAUCAGAAUCACCAAAGAGGGAACAUCUCAUAACUUGACAAUUCAAAGCUGUGUGGAUGACAACUCUGGAGUUUAUCGGUUUGUAUCGGGGGAGCUGAGUACACAAGGAAAAGUCACAGUUGGAGAUGUACCUGCGUUUGAUGACGAUGACCUUCACAAGUUCUCCAAGCCCGUGAUAGUAAGAGUUGGCCAGAACGCUGCUUUUAAGAUGCCCUUUCCACCUCAGGAGUCUCUGGUGAUCAGCUGGUUUAAGGAUGGCAUUGAGAUCAAAGAUGGAGGAGGUGUGAAGAUUGUGAGGGAGCCAAAUCACAGCCGGUUGCUACUGAGAGACUGCCUGCGGACAGACACAGGGGAAAUAAAGAUCCAACUCAAAAACCCAUUUGGUGCUGUAGAGGCCACAUCUCGCCUUAUUGUUCUUGAUCGGCCAGAUCCACCAGAGGGUCCAGUAGAGAUUGUUGAAACCACGUCAUCAGUGAUCGAGAUCAAGUGGAGCCCACCCAGAGACGAUGGUGGCUCUGCUGUAACCAACUACAUUAUAGAGCGACAGCAGGCGGGACAGAGUCUGUGGACAAAACUUGGGGAUGUCUCAGCAGAAAAAAAUACCUUCAGAGACAGGAAUGUGACUCAUGGGAAGAAAUACAACUACCGCAUCUACGCAGAAAAUCCUCAGGGCAUCAGCGACUCCCUGGAGACGGCUGAUAGCAUUAUGGCUGGCAUAAUGAUUCUAUCUGGCCCACCUGGAGCACCAGAAGUGGUAAGUGCCUCAAAAGCCUGUAUAAACUUGACCUGGACCCCUCCAGAGGAUGACAGAGGUGUUCCAAUUAUUGGUUACCAAGUGGAGAAACGUAAGAAGGACACAAAUGAAUGGAUUACCCUGAAUGCACUAAAUGACCCCAUAAAAGGUGUGAAAUAUGCAGUUAAAGAUAUUACUGAAGGAGCAGAGUAUGAGUUUAGGGUUUCGGCAAUUAAUGAAUCCGGCUCAGGAGAUCCGAGUCCUCCAUCUGCAAUGGUGUGUGCCAAGAAUCCCAACAUGAGACCUUGUUUUAGGAACCCAGAGGAUUUCAUUGUUGUCAGAGCAGGAAAUUCUGCACGUGUCAAAAUUUGUUACGAGGCUGAACCUCCUCCUGAGAUCACUUGGCUAAAGGAUGAUGAGCCAAUAUCCCCAUGGAUUAAUGUCAUCAAUACAGAGGGAAUGUCUCAGCUCGUUAUACCCUCAUCAAAGCGCUCUGAUUCAGCCAUCUACACCAUUAAAGCUAAAAACUCCGUGGGAGAGGCCUCAUUCGAUAUUGAGGUCAGAGUCACAGAUGAACCCAAGUCUCCAGGUCCAGUCGAGCUGGAGCAGACAGUCCAUGAUAAAUUGGUGGUAUCAUGGGCUCCUUCACCAGACCAGGAACUUGACGACAGAAUGUAUUAUGUGGUUUCCCAAAAUGACUCCAAAAUGAGAGUCUGGAAGACUGUGGCCGACCGCCUCUUCACUAACACAUACACAGUAAACAACAUCCUUCCUGGAAUACAGUACCAUUUCCGAAUCUACGCCAAGAAUGAUAUGGGUCUGUCAGAACCAUCCGAGUCACCCACGUGGGGCUUCAACAGCAACAGAGUUCCAAUAACUUCAAAUGGAGUUGGUUCAUCUGAGAUUUGCUUUGAGAGGCCUCCAUCCAUCUUGGUUCCUUUGAAAGUCCACACCCACCCUAAAGGUUACCAAGUCUACAUGACCUGUGCUGUGCGAGGACACCCAACGCCCACAGUGUCCUGGUACCUUAAUGACAUCUGCAUCAACUCCGACAGUAACUACUACAUCACCAACUGCUUUGGUGUGUGCUCCAUGCAUAUUCUUAGAGUCCGACCAAAGGACGGCGGUGUAUACAAAGUGGUUGCUGUUAGCUCUUUAGGUGAAGCAGAGUGUUCAACUAAACUAAUUGUUGAAGACUGAAAUGCCUGGAAGUUUCUCCAUUAAAGUACAGAGGUCAACUGUUUUGGUAGACUUUGUAGACUACGUGUCAGAUUGCAAUGUAGUCAAUAAAUAAUAUCUAAAGUGUAUUUGUAACAUAUUUUAAACUAAACAGAUUUACAAUGUUUAGCCAUCAUUAUAAAGAAGU